This is a messenger RNA of Oncorhynchus mykiss (rainbow trout), 9057 nucleotides long. RefSeq names its product neuroligin 2a (gene nlgn2a). The record is from RefSeq and is a predicted model, not a curated record. Gene Ontology annotation, cellular component: membrane. Lineage: Eukaryota; Metazoa; Chordata; Actinopteri; Salmoniformes; Salmonidae. Gene Ontology annotation, molecular function: neurexin family protein binding.
UUAGACCGACAAAAAAAAGUACCAACAUGAUUUAGGCUCUUCUGUAGUCUGCUACGGAGGGGGAAUGGGUAAGCUAGUGCUGCCCGCUAUUUUGGAAGAGAAGAUUUUCUUCCGUGUGAACCAGUAAUACUGUACAGAAAUGCUAAAACAUCUGAUGGGGUAAAGAUAAAACAUUCGAAAAGAAAAGCAACAAUCUGGAUUCUAGAGGGCCGGAGAGAACGUAGGGAUGCUCGAGCGUUGUCACAGCGACACAACUUGCUAGGACAUUGUGCACGCGCCCCGCCGAGAGGCAGCGUGAGCGAGCUAAAGAAGCAAUCGCACAAGCGCAGCAUCUUUUCGGUGCAUGGCUAUAACGGGUCGGAGGGGAAUCACGGAAAACCACCGCUAUUACCCAGAGACGAAGCAGGCAAGCACCACCAUGAUUCAAAUCGUCCUCGCUAUUUAAACUGUCGUUUGAGCUAUCCUCUCCACCCGCAAAGGGCAAGCGGGGAUGUUUUUUGGGGGUUGAAAAUCAACCUGCUUGCAAAAUCACUGUUGCCAAUUUAUGUAGACGAGGAAUUAGACUAGAUAUAAUUUCGUUGUCAGCAAAUGAGUUAUAAAGAUAUAUAUAGAGACUCGUUAGAUGAAAAGCCAAAGCUGGAAGAAUGAUUCCAAAAUCAGUCUUACAUGCCUUCAUCUCGUGUAUAAUGCGCCUCACGCAGCAAUAGGCUUUAUUUGUUGGUAGCCUUUUCCUUUCCUCGUUGUCUCCCUGUCCCUCAUCAGAAUGUGGUAGUCCGGUCAAUCUACCGGGAUUGAGCGGGUGUUGUCGGUAAACAGAACCAGGGAAGCUUUCUAAAACCGUCUCCUUCUCCAAAGGACUAUGCUUCAAUAUUUCCCCAUCUAGAGGAACGGCGUGACAGCGAUCUAGAAAACCCCCCUUGGAAUCUUGCUACCCUUUAGACCACAUAACAGGGUCCGUUUGUGACGGCGACAGUUGACCAGGAACUGUGACGGCAGACAUCGACCGUGAUGAGGACCGUACAGGAGGAUGGAACGUAACAGAGUUCUGACCGUGGAACCGUUCUCGAGAGCGACCGUAGAACACCAACACUGACCACAACCACACCUUCUAAAGACCGCCCGGUCUCCCCCUAACCCCCAACCUCUCCUGCCCCCCUGUAUUACACCGCACCACCCGCGCCACUCCACUCCUCAUCCACCCAUCCUCCUGUACUCCCUCCCUCGCUCCAGACCUCCACCCUUUCUGAGGGUCCACUUUUUCUUUCAUAAACACUCUCAACUACCCCUUCUCUCGUAUUCUCUUUCUAUUCCCUUUCUCUCCAAUAUUCUGUAUCUUCAUGAACAUUGAGUCCUCUUUGGAACCCUAACAUAGACGGACGAAUAUCGUUGAGUUGGAGGUGGAGUCUAUAGCUAUCAGUCAUGUAUCUUUUCCCUCUAUCCCUGUGUAAGCCAAAUGGGCGGGGUCUCAGCGUUAGUCCCCGCCCCCGCUGCAACAUGGCCGACACCUGUCUAGUCUGGCUGUUGGGCCUGGCUCUCCGCCUCUCUCUGACCUCCUGCCAGAAGAUAGACCCUGCCAACAAGCUGCCCACGGUGACCACCAACUACGGCAAGCUGCGCGGGCUCAAAAAGGACCUGAACAACGAGAUCUUGGGGCCAGUGGAGCAGUACCUGGGCGUGCCCUACGCCACCGCGCCCAUCGGCGACCGCCGCUUUCAGCCACCCGAGGCUCCGGGCUCUUGGCAGGAGAUCCGCAACGCCACAGCAUUCGCCCCGGUAUGCCCGCAGAACGUGCAUGGCGUGCUGCCGGAGAUCAUGCUGCCGGUGUGGUUUACCGACAACCUGGAUGUGGCGGCCAGCUACAUCCAGAACCAGAGCGAGGACUGCCUCUACCUCAACGUCUACGUGCCCACCGAGGACGGUCCGCUCACAAAAAAACACCAUGAGUCUACAAUGAACAGACCGAGAGAUGAAGACAUCCGUGACCGCAGGAAGAAGCCGGUGAUGCUGUUCAUUCACGGCGGCUCCUACAUGGAAGGAACCGGAAACAUGUUUGACGCCAGCGUCCUCGCCGCCUACGGCAACGUCAUCGUGGUCUCUAUGAACUAUCGUCUGGGCGUGCUCGGUUUCCUGAGUACAGGGGACCAGUCAGCCAAGGGGAACUACGGUCUGUUGGACCAGAUCCAGGCUCUGCGUUGGCUCAAUGAGAACAUCGGCCAUUUUGGGGGCGACCCCGAGCGCAUCACCAUCUUCGGCUCCGGCGCUGGGGCAUCCUGCGUCAACCUCCUCAUCCUCUCGCACCACUCCGAGGGUAAGGGGCACACUGGGUUGUUCCAGAGGGCCAUAGCCCAGAGUGGCUCAGCCAUCUCCAGCUGGUCGGUCAACUACCAGCCCCUCAAGUACACCAAGAUACUGGCCCGGAAGGUAGGCUGCAGCCACUCAGAGACGGCAGAGUUGGUGGACUGCCUGAGGAAGAAGAACUUCAGGGAGCUGGUGGAUCAGGACAUCCAGCCGGCCCGUUACCACAUCGCCUUCGGACCCGUAGUGGACGGAGACGUGGUGCCGGACGACCCUGAGAUACUCAUGCAGCAGGGGGAGUUCCUGAACUAUGACAUCCUGAUAGGAGUGAACCAGGGAGAGGGGCUGAAGUUUGUAGAUGACAGUGAAGACAAUGAUGGGAUCUCAGCUGCAGCGUUCGACUACACCAUCUCUAACUUUGUGGACAAUCUCUAUGGAUAUCCUGAGGGUAAGGACAUCCUGAGAGAGACCAUUAAGUUCAUGUACACUGACUGGGCCGACCGUGACAACGGAGACAUGAGGAGAAAAACCCUCCUCGCCCUGUUCACGGACCACCAGUGGGUGGCGCCAGCGGUGGCCACGGCCAAACUGCACGCCGAGUUCCAAUCUCCUGUUUACUUCUACACCUUCUACCACCACUGUCAGACGGAGACGCGGCCGGAGUGGGCGGACGCAGCCCACGGGGAUGAGAUCCCCUACGUGUUCGGGGUUCCCAUGAUCGGAGCCACCGACCUUUUCCCCUGCAACUUCUCUAAGAAUGAUGUCAUGCUCAGUGCUGUAGUCAUGACGUACUGGACAAACUUUGCUAAGACGGGGGACCCCAACCUGCCGGUGCCUCAGGACACCAAGUUCAUCCACACCAAGCCCAACCGCUUCGAGGAGGUCAUCUGGACCAAGUUCAACUCCAAGGACAAGCAGUACCUCCACAUCGGUCUGAAGCCCCGCGUCAGGGACAACUACCGAGCCAACAAGGUGGCUUUCUGGCUGGAGCUGGUCCCUCACCUACAUUCCCUCCAUGACGAAUUCCCCCCCACCACCAGGCUACCUCCAGGCAGCACCCGCCCCCCCGGGGUCCCCUGGAAGCCCAAACCCCGCACCACAGGCCACCCCUACCCCACAUUCCCUGACCCCGUGGAGCCCUACGGAUCAGAGCGGCCCAGACUGGACCUCUUCCCCGGUGACACACGGGAUUAUUCCACAGAGCUGUCGGUGACAGUGGCGGUGGGGGCGUCGCUACUCUUCCUCAACAUCCUGGCAUUCGCCGCGCUCUACUACAAGCGGGACAAGCGGCAGGAGAUGAGGCGCCACCGGCUCUCCCCGCAGCGCCACGGCGGGCCCGCCAACGACCUGGCGCACAGCCAGGAGGAAGAGAUCAUGUCCCUGCAGAUGAAGCACUCGGAGCAUGACCCGCACCACGACAUGGAGCCCCUCCGGCCCCACGACAUCCUGCGGCCCGCCUGCCCGCCCGACUACACUCUGGCCCUGCGGAGGGCCCCGGACGAUGUGCCCCUCAUGACCCCCAACACCAUCACUAUGAUCCCCAGCACCAUCACCGGCAUGCAGCCCCUCCACCCCUUCAAUACCUUCCCCAGCACCGGCCACAACAACACCCUGCCCCACCCCCACUCCACCACACGCGUAUAGUAAAGCUAGAGCUCCCCCUGGGGGACCGGUGGACCAACUACUACGCUCUCUGGCUCCCUUUGUAUGGAUAUCUCUCUCUCUCUCUUACUCUCUGUUUCUCCAACCGUCAGCCUGCUGCCCUGAUGCUGUGUACUUCCUACAGUGCCACCUGUUGAGGUUAAGUGGAAGUGCAGCUGAACUGCAGGGGCAGCAGAUGUUAAGGGGGGACAUUGAGACAUUUAGAAACUAUUUUGAUGGGGUCUCGUAUUCUCUGACUCUGACAGCCCCCAGACCUUGCCAGAGGACAAUCCUCUUACUGUGCUUUUCAUUUUGUUGUUUUUUCAUCCCCCUUUUUUAUCUGUUUCUGUGCUGUAAUAGGGCUGGAGAUAGAUUUUUGGGGUGUUGGGUAAAGUGACCUCUGAUAUAUUGGAAAACCUCUAUCUCUCUACUCAUGUCAUCUGCUUACUUGAUAUAGUGUUUUCCCUUUUCUACGUCCAUCUCUUUCCCUCUGUAGUUCUAAACCCCCCUCAAAUGAACCCCUCAGCCCACCCUUAGGAAUUGUUGGGAGUCUUUUUCAUACAAGGCGUACAGUACAUACAGUUAGCAUCUAUCAUGAAAAUAUUGAUAUUCUGAUAUCGUCUUUCUACCAGCAUUCUUGGUGCCAAGUACUGUGUUGUUUUCCCAUAGGAGGGAACUGAGAGAGAAUCAAGAGUGUGGAGCUGUAUCAAGAUAGCCUACUGACUGUGUUCAUGAAAAGUGCCAAUUUGGCCUAUCUUGUGUGCUUUUUUCUUUGAUUGUUUGAUUGUUGCUUUCAGUUCUUAUUUUUUUUGUGGAAAGAAUUUUAAGUAUAUAGAUAUAUAGUUAUAUAUAAAUGUGUACAAAGAAGAAGAUAUAUAAAUGGCUUUCUCAGUGGGGGACCUAUGCAUGAAUUAUUUUUUUAAAUGAUGAUGGGGGAAGGACACUGGAUAGUCAAUGUUUCCACACUUCUCCUGUUUUAAACCAUUUCUAUCGCUUUUUCUUCCUAUUUUAUUCUUCAAAAACAAAAAAUGGAGGCAAUUAAAAAAAACUGCACGGAUGCUUCUUUGAUUUGCACAAUUAUCCUUUACAACAAGAAGAACCUGACUGGAACAAACAUGAAUAAAAUAAUGAUCAUACACCUUGAAUAUACAACACAUUGCGUAUCAUCACCAUCUCCCAUGUUCAUUGCUUACUGUCUACUAUUGCACCAUAGACCACAUGCUACCCCAACCAAAUCAACUACCCCAGUAAAUCAAAACAACCUUUAUUCUUACAACACAUAUCAGUCACACAGAGACCCCUCUCUCCCUGCUCUGCUAUCAUCAGGCCAGGGCCCCUGAGGGCCCCUCUUAUGUAAUGUGAGAUAUUGGUGCCACUCUAGCAGCUCUGUCUUUGUCUCGUAAUAACCAGGCCAUCCACUGAGCCCUGGGCCCCUGUCUCUCUGUGAGUCAUUAUGGCAGGCAUGGAAGCCAUAAUCUGCCACUGAAAUGGCAUCCUAUUCCCUAGUGCACUACUUCUGGCCAGUCAGGCAAAAAGUAGUGCCUUAUAGGCAUUAGUGUGUUGUUUUGGACACAUUUCUAGAGGUAUUGGUGUCCAUUAUGCUCUGGUCAAAAGAAGUGUACUAUGUAGGGGAUAGGGUGCUGCAGGUAGAGAUAUUGAAGAGAUACAGUACUCAAGUCUUGGAGGCUCAUAGAAUGUUACUUUCCUAAUUCUGUUAGUAGGAAGGAAAGAAAAAGACGGGCAGUUCUCACUCUCCCUCCUUCUUUCACACAUUCUGUCCUAUUCUGUCCUAUACCUCUAUUUCCAGCACAUGCAUAUUCUGUUUGAUGUGUGUGUGUGUGUGUGUGUGUGUGUGUGUGUGUGUGUGUGUGUGUGUGUGUGUGUGUGUGUGUGUGUGUGUGUGUGUGUGUGUGUGUGUGUGUGUGUGUGUGUGUGUGUGUGUGUGUACGUACAUGUCAGCACAGCUUCACCGGGGCAUGGGUAAUUAGAGUGCAUGGAGAAUGAUGGAGGGAGACAGAGAGGGAGAGAGGAGAGAGAGACAGACGUCUCAACUCAGAGGCUCAUCCCCAUGAUGCGAACAGUACUCCAAAAUAACAUUUCUCCAACUGCUUACACACACACAUUCUAUUUUUCCUAUCCCUUUCUCCUUUCCUCCACCAGUAAACACCAACAUUUAACUAACUAGGCGUAAUAGCUACAUGAAUGUGAGGAGUUGAGUAGAACUCACAUACUUUUAAACUCAUAACUCUGCUGUGUACAGUCAUUCAACCCUGCAUCUCCUGACCCUUAAUCCCUGACCCCUCACCCUGCUGACUCUGUUGCUCCCACAACCCCUUAGCUCUACUGCUGUAUAUGUAACUCUAAGCACACUGAGCAAGACUGGGGGUCUGUCAGCCAGGCCAUGGUCUUUGAUAACAAAGCUGGGAGAGGACCUUAGACCAAGAGGCAACAAAGUGAUCAGUUGUUGCUGGGUUUUAGUUUUUCUUAUUUUUAUUUUUUUUUUACAGGGAAAAACACAUAAAAGUCGAGGGAAAGUCUAUAGAGAACGUCCCCGGCUGUAAUGCUCUAAUAUGGCCAGUAGAGGGGGCCGACGGGUUAAUAUGAUUAAUCCCACUGAACAGAACUGUAGAGCUGUGAGUGUGAACCCACAGUGCACUGUAUCCUCUAUGGGAAACCGUUAGAGACCAUGUUGUGUCUAUGCUUGUGUUUUUUUAUUUGGUUUCUAUUUCAUUAAUACUUGAGGAUUAUGGAAGUUGAGGGGAGAAUGUGAGAGAACACAGUGGUAGAGUCAGACUGUGUUAGCCUACUGAGAGAGACAGUGUGUGGUGGGGAAAUGAUCAGCUGCACAAUAUACUGUAACAUAGACUGGACUGGGGUUGUGGUCAGUGGGAGCUAGAGAAGACUUAACACAAGCUGUGUUCUUGGACUAGAAGAGGAAACCUGGGAGAGAGACUCAAAGCAUCCAAGUCAUCAUCACAACCUUAAACAAAGGGGAAAGGUUGUGAGAUGUAACUGGCCAACUGGGACAGUGGACAGACUUAUUUCAUCGAUGGGAGCAAUCGGAGUCUGUCCUAUGAAGAGUCGCUGUGCCAUUAUAUUCUAGUGAAAUAUUUUAUACUUAUUCAUGUGAUGUCGCAGAGGAAACUACUACAACUACAACAAAACAGAACUUCAACCAGUAGACAGAAGCUAUUUAUUUUUUUCUGUUCUUUUCCUCGACUAUUUUAUAGGUUUACACACGAGAGGGCGCCAUGGUGACACACAAUCACCAUAACAACGUACCUGUCAUUCUCUGAACAUUCGGAAUGUGGAGGAAUACAUUGUUGCGUGACAUAGAGACACGUCAAAAAAGAGGCGCAAAACUGUACAUUUUUAAGUGUAAGAACAAACAAACAGGCAGAAAUAUUUGUAAAUAUAACGUUUCUUGUUUGUUUUUUCGAGUGAAUGAAAUGACUUUGUGACAACACCAGAGACAACAGGUGCAAGUUGACAAGGGGCCACCAGCUAGUAUUGUACCUUCACUGUACACCAUUUGAAUAUAUUCAGAUUCUAGUUCUAUUAGCCCCGUGUUGUCAGUGCAGGAUGUAACCAAGUUGUGCAGAAGUGGGUAGACAAUGGACAUUCAGAACAAAGUCAUAGAGUUGUCUAUGUAGCAUCUUGACUGCUAAAACCUGUGAAAGCACUAAGCAAACACUGUAGCAGGGAUACUGACGCAUUCUUACCCUGUGCUGUUGUUUAUAUGGUCUCUCUCCCACAUUCAAAUGGGACAAUGAUAACUGCAGGCCUUUGUUAGCUGUCUACCACACCAGCAUAUCUGUACGAUGAUGCAGGAUACCUUAAAGACAGAAUCUGUCGUUCCCACUUCCCCCUAUGGCAACUACAAUGCAGGGACACUUUUACCGGAAAUUAAAGUUACAGAGUGCACCUUUAAAAACAACCUUGUGACUUCUGGAGUCCGGAUAUUCACUCCCUGUUGACUUCCGUAUUGUAGUGUAGCCCCAAAAUCACAGGGGGAUAGAGAAACGAGGGCUUUACGUAACCUAAGAUGCCUCUGAUCUAGCCUAGUCCCAGAUCUGGUUUUGCCCUCUUACCAACUAAUACAGUCAUUGUCACGACUAGGAGUUGACUAGACAGAACAAACAGAUCUGGGAGCAGGCUACCUCUUAUCCUCAUGGGAAAUCACAUACUGCGGGUGGGUCACAUGUGCCCCUGUAUACACUGCGUUACGUACAAUGUGUGUAGGUGUCCUGUUCAUGUAGGUUGUGCUACAUGACCUCAUCAUAAGCUAUUGGUACAGCUACACUUGCCUUCCAGGUGGAGAGGUGUGGUGGGAAUGAGUUGCUUUAGCCACUGCACGCCUAGUGGCCAGACGGUUGUGAGUGUAUAAGUGAGAGCAUGUGUUAGGAUAGCUAAUGUGUUGUGUAUGCGUUAGGUGUGUACUCCAUUUUGUUGUAGCCUUGGUUUGGACUGACACAGAGGGAGCAGAUAUCUAGUGUUAGUUUAAGAUGACUUUCAAACAAUUGAACCGACCCCCCCCCCAAAAAAAAAUCCAUAUUGGAUUUUAAUGUAUUAUUCCUCGCACUCAGACCACGAUGAGAGUCAUUAUUUUUGGUCCUAAACCAAUUUGGUUGACGGUGUGUUGAUUUUCAAUGAUAAAUCAGUUGUUAAAUGAUUAUAAAGCAGUUAUCAUAGUUUUAUAGAUUUGCCGGAAAGGGGCAGUACGUAACAAUGUUUCAUGUAGGUGAACUUCCUGCCUCGCUUGUGACUACGUGUCAUGGUUGACCUUCAAAACAAAGAAAGGUUUGUAUAUGUUCUGGUCGAUGUGAGUCCAGGUACACUGAAGCACAUGACCAAUAACCCUGGGAAACAUUCAGAGUUGGGUGUCAGUUCGGCCUGCAUAGCAACAUUUGCACCUGUUGUCUUCUUUUACAUUUCUUUAUUGAAUUAAGAAACCCAAGACUUGAGAUGAAGAAAACAUGUUAAAAAUUCAUUUCAAAAAAGAGCAUUAUUAAACAGGUAAAAUCAAAGGAUAUAAACAAGGUGAUGAUAUUUCUGUUUAGUUAUGACACACUGUAUGCUGUGAUUCUGAUGCGAGGCGCAUAAAGACGUCCAUAGCCAGGC